Messenger RNA from Passer domesticus (house sparrow), 2740 nucleotides. RefSeq lists its product as uncharacterized. The coding region runs from base 1323 to 2228 and encodes 301 amino acids. NCBI's taxonomy places the organism in Eukaryota, Metazoa, Chordata, Aves, Passeriformes, Passeridae. The record is from RefSeq and is a predicted model, not a curated record. The transcript has 6 exons.
CUACGUAGGAAGGAGAUGUCACCAAGACACCCUCCAGCCUGCUCUGGCCCUCUGCUCAUUAUGGGCUGCGGCCUUCACGGUGGGCAGUGAUGUGUGCUUGAUUCCAGAGGAUGCCAUGGGCCGAGUUUCUGCAGCUUGUCAGCUGCAUAGGACUCUUACGAGCCUUGGAGAGAGACCUGAAGGGUGGAAAUCUGUCAGUGCCUCUUUGCUUGCAGCUGGAAACACCUGGGGCUUAAGUGGUGCUUCAGGGACAACUGUACCAAAGGUGCUCUAGAAGGCUGUCCAAGAGCUUCUGAGCGGAGGUUGCCUGGCACACAUAAGUCAUGCAUAUUUAUUUGCCAGAAGAGCUGCUCGGCUAAAAGGCCAGCAGUGUUACCUGAUAUCUGCAGCAACCAAGACAUUUGUGUGUGUCCCGUGGCGGUGCCUGAUGGUGUCCGAGGACAAGGCAGAGGGAGCUCAGGGGCUCUGGAUGACUGCUUGAGGGAUCUGGGCCGCAUGUGGUAUUUUCUUCCGCCACGUGCAGUGAGCCAGACCCAGGAAGGCUCUAGAGGUGAAUGGCCGGCAGCCUGGUGUUCCCAGCAACAGUGUGGGAGUUUGAGCGUGGGUUACUCUACAGGACAGCAGGCCUGAUGGUGGCACAUGGGCUACAUCUGCCUCAAAGGGAAAAAGGCUCUUGGCUCCAGAGUUAGCAGGGCUCCUUGAGAGAGCUUUAAGUAGCAUUGGAAGUGGAAAAGGGAGUAAAGCAGGCUGACGGGGGAGAUGCGUCAGCACUGCACAGCCAUGUUUGUGUGACAGUGGAGGAUGGAAGCAGUGCUGCCAUCAAAGGUCAUGAAAGUGUAGCAGAAGUCAUGGGAAAAGCAGGUUUUUGCCACAAUUCUUUCAGACCAAAAUACUACCAAAGAAACACUCUUGAAUUUGGGCUUUUUACAGCAGCCUUCAUCCAGGUCUUCUUCUAGGGAAUUUCGGAGGAAUAAGACAUGAGUGCCUCUGCAUUCCCAUGCACAAUGCUGCCUCCAAAAUACUCCAGCCCUUCUCCAUUUGGCUCCUUCCAUUCCUGUGCAGAAGAAGGAAAUUCAGUAGAGGGGAGGUGCAAGAAUUCACAGGCAACGUGGGUGUACAUUGGGGCCUUCACAGCCAUCACUUUGGUAUGAGGUCACAGAGCUCUGUUUGAUGUCAGGUUCCAGAGCCCCACUGUGCUCUUCAGUGCUCACUCUGGGCAACACUGCAGCAGCAGCAGCAGCAGCAGCAGCAGCAGCAGCAGCAGCAGCAGCAGCAGCAGCAGCAGCAGCAGCAGCAGCAGAGUGUUGCUAGCAGGGGGGAUCAUGGUCCUGAGCCGCUACCUCCUGCUGCUCUUUCUCGUGGCCCUGCCAGCCCAGAAUGCCCAGAGUGCUCCAGCAGCUGGGCAGGGAGCAGUUGUGGACACAGAGAGUGCUCUUUCAGCCCCUGAGCGAGGGGCAGAUACCGUGCUGACUCCGAGCUGGUACCUCAAGCGGAUGAACGAUGACAAGGUUCCUGAAGAGUUCCCUGAAGGAUUGCCGGAUGUUCCAGAGGAGCUCCUGGCAGCCUUGCAUGAAGCCCCGUCUGAGACAGAUUCUGAGACUGUGCCGGAGACCUUAGCUGUGGAAGAAAGUGACAUUGUGCCAGGCUCACAUGAAAAAAGAGAACCAAUAGAGGACACCAGGACACUUGCUGAGCCUGAGGAAUAUUCAGGGUCAUCCGGUGGGCAAAAAGCCGAGACUGCUGGACACUGUGACCCGAGCAAGUACUACAUCCUAGUAGGGACAGUAGCAGCCUCAGCUUUGCUUCUGCUUGGGGCAGUGUCUGGCUAUCUAGUCAUGCAUCAGCUGGUGAAGAGAGACAGGAGGAGCCAGGAGGACAAAGAGGCAACAGGACAGGACUGGGACUCUUCCUGGGAAAGCUGUGGUCAGCCUAGAGGUGAAGCAGAGCCAGGAGAAGGAGCGGGAAGCGGCGAGAGAGCCCAAGGCAACGGGUUCAGGGAGAGCUGCCGCCUGUUUCCUGAGCUCUUUGCAGCAGAGCUUGCCCGGCUGUACAAGAACAUGAGCGCAUACCCGUCACCUCUGCCCACCUGCUCCUUCUGUGCUCUGGCUGACAACGCCUCUUCACGGGACCACUGGAUUUCCCUGGAGUCACCUCAGCCCACAGCAUCCUCUUGGCCCUCCUACCACCAAUACCUGCAGGACUACUAUCUCUUAGAGGAUGAUGAUUAGUGAUAGUGAUAGCCAUAGAUAGUGAUAGUGGUAGUGAUUCUUUUAGUGAUAGUGAUAGGGACACUUGAUAUUAGAGGGUGGUGGUUGUUUUAAUGAUAGUGAUAGUUAAUAUUAGAGGAUAGUGAUGGUUUUAAUGAUAGCGUUAGUUAAUAUUAGGGGAUAGUGAUUGUUUCAAUGAUAGCGUUACUUGAUAUUAGAGUGAUAGUGAUAGUCAUAAAUAGUGAUAGUGGUAGUGAUUCUUUUAGUGAUAGUGAUAGGGAUACUUGAUAUUAGAGGGUGGUGGUUGUUUCAAUGAUAGUGAUAGUUAAUAUUAGAGGAUAGUGAUUGUUUUAAUGAUAGCGUUCUUUGAUAUUAGAGGACAGUGAUUGUAUUAGCGAUAGUGAUAGUUAAUAUUGGAGGAUGGUGAUUGUUUUUGUGAUAGUGGUACAUUUAGUGAUAGUGAUACUUGGUAUUAGCAGACAAUGAUUGUUUUCUUGAUCUUGAUAAAUAAAUAUUUUUCCAAAAGCAGUAAA